AUGAAGGCACCUAAGAAAUUUAUUACAUUCUUUGAAGCAAUAGUUUCUGAUGAUGAAGCACUUCAAUUUCAUUACGAUUGUUUUAUGGCGUUUCAGCUACUUGCCUUUAAGAAAAUACCUAAGUUGCGAGAUCUGUCUUUGGCUAACAUUGGUUCGGUUCACAAGAGUUCUGAUCUCCGGAGGAGAUUGUCGGUGCUUUCUCUUGAAGAUUUAAGGGAUGUUGUCUGCUCAAAGCUCAAACUGGUUUCAAGACAUGAUUAUUGGGCAGAUAGUAAGGAUUUUCUGACUGAGGUCGUCUGCUCCUCUUUUGAGAAGCAACAGUCUCAGAAAGAAGCAAUAAACGCUCUGCCUUUGUACCCAAAUGAGCAAAUCAUGUGGGAUGAAAGUGUGAUUCGCAUUAACUAUUCUGGGGAAGGUUGCCUUGCUCUUUCAAAGCUUAAUCUUCAGUUUCUAACACUCCAUGAUUAUCUCCUUAGAAACUUCAACCUCUUCCGUCUAGAAUCCACCUAUCAGAUUCGUGAAGAUAUACAAGAAGCUGUACCACAACUUCUUGCACAAAUGGCGGUUCCUAUUAAUGAUUUCAAAAUCGCUCAGGUGAAACAGCCUAAUAUUGGAGAAGAAAAGCCUUCGGCUGUGACUGCAGAAGUUACUUUCAGUAUUAAGAGUUACAGAACGCAGAUAAGAUCUGAAUGGAAUUCCCUUAAAGAGCAUGAAUUGUUUUUGCUUUGUAUACGCCCUUCAUUUGAGCUAUUAAGUCCUGAGGAAGCUGAUAAAGUUACAGUUCCACAGAGGCUCGGGCUUCAGUAUGUUCGUGUUUGUGAAAUCAUCGAUAUCCGCGAUGAGGAGGGUAUUGAUGAAUGGAAGCCCCCAAAAGGUGAAAUGAGGACUGCGACUGUCGCUUUAGAUACUGCACAGUGUCAUUUAGAUGUUACAGAAAUUGGAAAAGGUGCUGAGGAUGUGUAUAGCACAUUUAAUGUGCUAAUGAGGAAGCCAAAGGAGAACAACUUCAAGGCUAUUCUGGAAUCUAUCAGAGAUCUCAUGAAUGAAUAUUGUAUUGUGCCGGAGUGGUUGCAUAAUGUUUUUCUUGGGUAUGGCAACCCUUCUGCUGCACAGUGGCCUAAUAUGCCAAACCUGUUGGAAACAGUGGACUUCAAAGAUACUUUCCUUAAUGCAAAUCAUCUCAGUGAAAGUUUUCCAGAUUAUGAGGUAUCUUUCAUCAAUGCUGAAGGUGCUGAAGCUCUGGAUCCAAGUCCUCCGUUCCGAAUCACUCUUCCAAAGACACUAAAAGGAAAUGCUGCUAUUUCUGGAAACAAGAUAUCUGAAGUCAAUUCAGCAGACAAUGUUAAUAUGGUGGAUGCUUCCCCGAAGGAGAAACUUAUUGUUGAGGCAUAUACCCAACCGGACCCAGGGCGUUAUCCUCAGGACCAGCCGAAGCAGAACUCAGUUAAAUUUACACCUACGCAGGUUGGAGCAAUUAUCUCUGGUAUUCAGCCUGGGCUAACUAUGGUGGUUGGUCCACCAGGUACCGGAAAGACUGAUACAAGGCAAAUUUUGAAUGUUUUAUACCACAACUGUCCUUCUCGGAGGACCUUAACAAUCACUCAUUCAAAUCAGGCUUUGAAUGAUCUUUUUGAGAAGAUAAUGGGGAGGGAUGUACAAGCGCGGUAUCUACUGCGUUUAGGUCAAGGUGAACAAGAGCUUGCUACUGAUCUUGACUUUAGCAGACAAGGCCGUGUCAUUGCCAUGCUUGUUCGGCGUCUGGAACUGCUCAAUGAGGUUGAGAGACUAGCAAGAUCUCUUCAGCUUCCAGAGGAUGUAGGAUAUACUUGUGAAACAGCUGGGUAUUUCUGGUUGCUUCAUAUAUGCUCGCGCUGGGAGCUAUUUCUCGCUGCUUGUGCAGGACAUGAAGACAAACAAUCUUUUGUUCGAGAUGGCUUCCCGUUCAAAGAUUUCUUCUCAGACACCCCUAAACCUGUAUUUAGUGGGGAGUCAUUUGAGAAAGACAUGAGGGCAGCUAAAGGUUGUUUCUCUCAUAUCAAGACUGUGUUCCAAGAGCUAGAAGAGUGUAGGGCCUUUGAACUACUCAAGUCAACUGCUGAUAGAGCAAAUUAUCUGAUGACCAAACAAGCAAAGAUUGUAGCAAUGAUGUGUACUCAUGCGGCAUUAAAGAGGAGAGAUUUUCUUCAGUUAGGGUUCAAAUAUGAUAACUCAUUGAUGGAAGAUAGUGCUCAAAUUUUGGAAAUUGAGACUUUCAUACCAAUGUUGCUUCAGAGGCAAGAAGAUGGUGGUCAUGCACGACUCAAGCGCUGUAUAUUGAUUGGUGAUCACCACCAGCUGCCUCCCGUGGUGAAGAAUAUGGCUUUCCAGAAAGAUAGUCACAUGGAUCAGUGUUUGUUUACGAGGUUUGUUCGUCUUGGUAUUCCUUAUAUUGAGCUCAAUGCUCAAGGUAGAGCCAGGCCAAGCUUAGCCAAACUCUACAACUGGAGAUACAGGGAUUUAGGAGACCUUUCCAUUGUUAAGAAAGCACCCAUCUUCCAGAGAGCAAAUACUGGAUUCUCAUAUGAAUAUCAGUUGGUGAAUGUGCCUGACUAUGAGGGGAAAGGAGAAUUGACACCAUCUCCAUGGGUUUAUCAAAAUCAGGGAGAAGCUGAAUGUAUCGUCAGUGUCUAUAUAUACAUGAGAUUGUUAGGAUAUCCUGUGAAUAAGAUAUCAAUAUUGACAACAUUUAAUGGUCAGAAGCUCUUAAUCUGUGAUGUUAUCAACCGUCGAUGUGUUCCCUAUCCAUUCAUUGGCCCUCCGAGCAAGGUAAAAUAUCCGACUCAAGUAUUUUUAUUAGUUGUUGAUAUGUACAGUGGACAACAGAAUGAUUUUAUAUUGCUCUCUCUUGUACGGACACGCUUUGUAGGUCAUCUACGUGAUGUAAGAAGGUUGGUAGUUGCAAUGUCACGUGCUCGGCUCGGUUUGUAUGUGUUCUGCCGCUGUUCUCUAUUUGAACAGUGCUAUGAGCUGCAACCAACAUUUCAACUACUUCUUCAAAGACCCGAGCGGCUCAGACUCAAUAGUGCUGUCGAGAAAGUUGGAAAUCCUUAUCUCGUUCAUGAUGUUGAAGAGCUGGCACACAUAGUUCACGAUAGGAUGAACCAGUUCUACCAGGCACAAGGAGUGUAGGAGCGAUACAAGAACAACAUGCCACAGACGGAAGAUGGUAAUCACGACAUGGAGAGUGAUUCAGUAGUAGGAGCUGUAGACGGUGAUGAAUCUGAGAGAAAUAUGCAGCAGCUAAACCAAGCUCUAGACAUAGACGGUGAAUUAUCGAAGGAGGUGGACAAUAAUGGAUUUAGCAGUGAGAAUGGAAAGGCUGAUGAGAAAAAUUAG
Molecule: messenger RNA, 3375 nt
Organism: Arabidopsis lyrata subsp. lyrata
Lineage: Eukaryota; Viridiplantae; Streptophyta; Magnoliopsida; Brassicales; Brassicaceae
Product: intron-binding protein aquarius
Cellular component (GO): catalytic step 2 spliceosome
Molecular function (GO): mRNA binding; helicase activity
Source: RefSeq, a predicted model, not a curated record